AUGUCUACAAAUUCGUCGAGUUCUAGCGAUUACAGGUCGUCCAGUGAUGAUUUAGAUGAUUUUCUAUUGAAUCAAGAACUAGCAGACGGAAUUGAGGGCUAUCAAUUCCAUCCGAGACAUGAUUCAUACGGCUCUCGUUCAAGCGAGUCAAACAGUGAGAACGCUGAAUCAAGUGGCUCGGAACAAAAUAUUCUUGUCCGAUUAAGUGAUAUGAAUAAGACCUGGUGUACAUGCGAAAGUUGCCAAAUAAUGGACAGGGAAGUCGAGUGUCUUUGUUGUCAAGAAAUUCCCGAGGUUGCCAGCAAGAACGAAGAAGUUUACCAGCAAGAACAACCACCAGCACGCUAUCCAUGUAUAACAGCUAACCCUGGAUUUCAGGCAGUUUGUUUAAAUCGCUGGGUUUUACAAGCUGCCUGGUUUCAGUACAAGCAGCAGUACGGAACAGAUGCUGUGGAAGGGCCAGAGCAUAAAAUAAAUAGACAUGUUGCAUAUAGACAAUUAGUGAGGUGGUGCUGGGGUGUUCUUGGGAGAGAAGUGCGUGUUGUGUUGCCAUCUUGUGCAGUCAGUUGCAUUCGGGCCCAUUUUCCUCCUCCUGGCCAAGAGGGUGACUUCGAGUUUAUCGGAUUUCAUUUUGCGGAUGAGUAA
Dendronephthya gigantea is the source of this 645-nucleotide messenger RNA. Its product is annotated as P2X purinoceptor 7-like. NCBI's taxonomy places the organism in Eukaryota, Metazoa, Cnidaria, Anthozoa, Malacalcyonacea, Nephtheidae. The record is from RefSeq and is a predicted model, not a curated record. Bases 1 to 645 code for a protein of 214 amino acids. The transcript has 2 exons.